AUGUUAACUUUUAAGGUGGCUGAUAUGGAACUGGAUACGGACUUGACAGCACAUGAAAAAACCUACUGUCCCAUAAAAGUGUCAGGACCAGCAUGUCCACCGAAGGGAUAUUAUGACAUAUCGCAAUGCACUGUGCCUGGAGAUAUUUCUCCGCCAAUAUUUGCUUCUUUUCUGUAUUUUAUGGACACAGCUACGGAUGAUGCCUUCAUUGUUCACAAAGUCGACCAAGUCAGGGACAAAUUUCGUCUACUUGCCGAGCCAGUAGCUGCUAUUUGA
Messenger RNA from Rodentolepis nana, 276 nucleotides. The record is from the annotation of a GenBank genome assembly. NCBI's taxonomy places the organism in Eukaryota, Metazoa, Platyhelminthes, Cestoda, Cyclophyllidea, Hymenolepididae.